AGAAGUCCCAAAACAAAGGUCAAAUUCCAGAUAAUGGACUCAUCACCCCCAAAUUCAGGGUAGAUUUCCCUGAAGGGACUCUACACCACUACAGAUAUGAGAAUGAAAUAAUGAGUACAGUCCAAGGAGAAGUUCUGGGACGAUCGGUUGUAAAGAUAACAGCUGACGUAUCUGUCCAUGCAGAUGGUCCGAAUAAGAUUUUCUCGAUUUAUGGUCUUAGAAUGCAAGAAUAUGUUGGAUUCCCUAUUGAGCCCAGAGAUCAGUUUGCUGAGCCAAAGGACCAGUUUGUUGAGCCUCCCAAGCAAGAUAACAGACUGGCUGCUUGUGACCUGCACAACUAUCGUGCUGUCUACAGGAAUGGACAGUUUGGCGAGAUCCGUGUGGCAAAAGAGGCCCCUCGUGAAUGUGUGAAUCAUAUGAGAGCAGUCAUGAACUUGUUCAUUGCAAACAUAAAAGACCAGAAUGAAUUUCAGCUGAAAGAGGAUGGCAUUGCGGGUGAGUGCCUCACGAGGUAUUUCAUCACAGAUGACAGGAACAAGUGCCCCAUGAUCACCAAGACCAAGGACUACAGCAACUGUGAUAACAAAGUCCAGCGGACCAUUGGAAUGUCUUAUUUCCACCUCUAUCCAAAAUGCCCUCUGAAAAACACAAUGGUUCAAGGGACUGCAGCCUUUGUCAUGAAGCUGAAAUGUGAUGGUCCUGUAAGCAUGAUUUCUGAAGUCGAGUCUGAGGAAGUAUACCAAAUUGCUCCAUUCAGUGAAGCCAGUGGUGCUGGCGUAAUGAGAACCAGGCAAAAACUGAACUUGGUUGAAGGUCAAAAACAUGCCCCACAACAAAGUCAACAACAGAAAGGUGUUGAAGAGAAGAUUGUAAGCAUUCGUUAUGAAUUUGAAGAAAAUCUGCCCGAGAUGGUGAUCAUUGAAGAUGCUAAGAAACAGGCUGAGGAAAUUCUGCGAGAGGCCGAUCACUGGGAAAACGUCCCCCUAGAGGCUCUCCCCAAGUACAUAGACCUUAGCCAACUGUGCCGUCGUUUGACUGUAGAGGAGAUGAAUGCCCUGUAUAACAUAGUGGAGCGCAAACCCAAGGCCAGACAGCUCCUGUUGACUGCAAUUGUAUAUUCAGGCACUUUUGAUUCCAUGAAGUUCGUCAAAGACAAAUACAUCAAAGGUGAACUGCAGAAAAUGGAACCUUAUUGGGUCCUUCCAAUCCUCUUCCACACUGCCAACCCAAAUGUUGCUAGAGUAGAGGACACAGCUCGACUAGCAGCCGAAAUACUCAACCAUGUUCAUAGUACUGGGUCAUUAUGGCUUGAGAAGCUUGUCCUCCUGGCACAUGGAUCUCUAGUCUACAGACAAUGUUCUCUGGCUCGAUCUUGCCCCAACAAAUUGCCUGAGCCCCUCCACAACUUCCUCACUGAAGCAGUCACGCGUCACGAUGAAAAACGCAUAAUAUUGGCUCUGAAGUCAAUUGGCAAUGCUGCCCAAACAGCCAGCUUGAAAUUAGUGAGACCCUUGGCAGAGAACGAUAAACACAGCAAAUUUGUCCAGGUUGUUGCUAUUCAGGCACUGAUGAAAAUCGCCAGACAUGAUUCUGCAAGGGUUCAUGGCAUUCUCUUCCAUAUCUAUAUGAAUGCUUCUGCUCCAAUUCAAGCUCGAAUUGUGGCUUGCAUGGCCAUCUUUGAAACAUACCCAACUCUCCCAAUUGUCACAGCUGUCGCUAAUGUUGCAUUCAGAGAGAAGGAUCCACUGCUUUUCUCCUUUGUCUACUCUCAGCUGAAGGCUUGCUCCAAACUCAGGAUCCCAAUGUACUACAACCUGUCUUCUUAUUGCCACCUGGCCUUAAAACUUAUGAAUCCUUGGUUUGUCCGACUGAAUGGAAAUUACAGCAAAGUUGUUUAUUUGAACAUGUUCGAUAAUCUUCACAGAAUUGGUUUCCUUUUCAAAAUGUAUGUGAUUGAGAGCCCCAGAAGACCAUUCCUCUCAAAUGUCAUCUUAAACUCAGAAUUAACUGUCUCCGGCGCAAUUGUUCGGCCAAUUGAGCUUACAGUGCAAAUGGAAGGCAUCAAGGAAUGGUGGUCAAACCUCCAGCGUCCAUUACAGCAAUCCUCUAGCCACCAGAAGAUUAAAGAUACAGAAAGACAGCUGCCAGGAUUCAAAGACUUAGCCCUUGAGCGUCCUUUGCUUGGUGUCGGGGUCACCUUUUUUGGCCAAGAUGCCAUGUAUUUCACCACUGAAGAAACAGCACAACUUGGGAAGCUGGAGGAAGGAAGACUUGAGUCUCAAACCAUUGGAAUGAUUUAUCAUCUUAUCAAAAAUAUUAAUGAACAAUUGGUUCUACCUCUGAUGGUGGAGGUUCGACAUCUGGUUCCUACUACUGGUGGACUACUUGACGUCAGUGGCAGUGCCAUCGUCAUGCCAUAUGCUUCAUUCAAGGCAAAAGAACUGGAAAAUGAACAACAGCAGAAGAAGACUCCCGAUAUCCAGAAGGGACUUCAGCUUGAGAGCUCAUCUGGCGUCCAAGGAUUUGGAAAGUUUUACUGGGGAUUGAACACACGCUCCACCCGGCAUGUUGUGGAAAUCAACGGCGAAUUCAGGAUACAAACCUCCCUGAAAAUGAAUACCACAUGGGACUCUGAAGUUCACAACCUCAAAUUUGAGAUUGAACCAGUUCGUGAGAAGUAUGAACUGGCCAUGGCAAGCCACGAGGCACAUGUUGUCGCAAGGCAUCUGCAUUCUGAGAGGAAAGCUCCAGUCCUUCCCGAAAGAUCUGUUGAGGAUAUCUUGAAAGAAGAGUUUGAGUCAAGGAAAAGCGGCAUUAAACAGCAAUCAAGGUCCUCCUACAAACAGGACUCUAGAGAUUGGUGUCUUCCACUAUCGGUGAUCCCGGCGAACCUCUGCUUGGAGACAGUGAAGAAAACAAAGGAUGUUAUGCCCAUCCGGAACACAUGGAUGCAUUUCUUGUGUGAAAAACAUGAAAUCAGGUUUCUGCUGACACCAGUUGUUGCUAUGGAGAAGAUCAAAGGAGAAAUCCUGCUAGGUCCUGAACUACCCAGGAUGAAAAGAGAGGCCAAACAGUAUGGAGAAAAGGAUGAGUGCCGAAAUAUUGCACUUCCACCUCAGGGCCAAGGGGCUGCAUGCACACGUGAGAAGGCUCCAGUUUGUGGCAGUGAUGGCAUCACCUAUAAUAACAAAUGUUUAUUCUGUGUUGCCAAAAGGGACAGUGGAAACACAAUCACAAUAGUCCAUGAAGGUCCGUGUGAGCAAAAGGGUGGAAGCAAAACUACAAAGAAGCCUUCCAAGCAAAUCACAGAUUUCUCUACCAGCUCUUCCACUUCUAGCUCUUCCUCUUCUGAACCUUCAACGAAACAAAAGCCAGAUAGAAAGCGAGAUGAUAGCAGCAGUGACAGCAGUGACACUAGCAGCAGUGACACCAGCAGCAGCAGUGACACCAGCAGCAGCAGUGACACCAGCAGCAGCAGCAGUGACAGCAAGGAGGGACGUCACCGUGGAGGCAAGCGCUCCCACCGCCACAGAUCCAGAGACAGUUCAAGCAGCAGCAGCAGUGACAGCAGCAGCAGCAGUGACAAGAGCAGCAGCAGCAGCAGCAGCAGCAGCGACAGCAGUAGCAGCAGCAGUGGCAGCAGUAGCAGCAGCAGCAGCAGUGGCAGCAGUAGUAGCAGCAGCAGUAGCAGCGACAGCAGCAGCAGCAGCAGUAGCAGUGACAGCAGCGACAGCAGCAGCAGCAGCAGCAGUGACAGCAGCGACAGCAGCAGCAGUAGCAGUGACAGCAGCAGCAGUAGCAGUGACAGCAGCAGCAGUAGCAGUGACAGCAGCAGCAGCAGCAGUGACAGCAGCAGCAGCGACAGCAGCAGCAGCAGCAGUGACAGCAGCAGCAGCAGUAGUGACAGCAGCAGCAGUGACAGCAGUGACAGCAGUAGCAGCAGUAGCAGCAGCGACAGUAGCGACAGUAGUAGUAGCAGUGACAGCAGUGACAGCAGUGACAGCAGUAGCAGCAGUAGCAGCAGUAGCAGCAGUAGCAGCAGCAGUAGCAGCAGUAGCAGCAGUGACAGUAGCGACAGUAGUAGUAGCAGCAGCAGUGACAGCAGUAGCAGCAGCAGUAGCAGCAGCAGCAGCAGCAGUGACAGCAGUAGCAGCAGCAGCAGCAGUAGCAGCAGCAGCAGCAGCAGCAGCGACAGCAGCAGCAGCGAAAGUUCUCAGAUUUCCAAAAAGGGAGGUCGAAAAGCGAUUUACUGGUUCAGUUUCAGAUCAGUCAAACAGCAGGGGACCAAGCAGGAAACUGAUGGCAAACAGAGGCCAAGGAGCAGCAGUCAGAGCAGCAGCAGCAGCAGCAGCAGCAGCAGCAGCAGCUCCUCUCCUGCAUCUUCUAGCUCCAGCAGUGAGGAAGAUGUAAAAAGUCAGGGAAAAUGGAUAAGAAUUUCCGACAUUCGUGUUCGCAUACUCUGUCGUGAUAACAAGCCGCGUGGAUUUGAUGUUGUGGUAUUUAAAACUCCCAACUGGCUAAGAAUGACCGUGACGAACAUCACACAGCCAAGCAAGCCAUUUAUCUGCUGGGACUCUGGAAUGGUCAACCCUUACAAAGUCAAGUCAUCUUUGAAGGCGGGCCGGGAUUGCAAGGAAUACGAGGUCACAACUGAAGUUGAGACCGGUUCGUUGGCUGGUCACCCAGCUCUUCGUUGGAAACUUGAGUACCCCAGGAUCCCUUCCUCACUGUCUACCAUUCUUGAACCGUACUAUGAACGAACCCCUGGAGUGGCAUACAUGCUCGGACUUUCACAUGUUAUUCAAAGAAACUCCGCUCGAGAGGUUUCAGUGGUUCUGGCUCUAAUCACUAGACUCAACUAUGCCAUGGUCAUGAGGAUACCUGGGAAUACUUUAUAUAAAGAGGAUCUCAUGCUUCCUGUUGCAGUGCCACUCAGUCCUUAUCUCCAAACUUCCAAAAUCAUUGAUGUUCCAUCAAGAAUCCUUGCCAGUCUGGAUGGUAUGUGUGAAGUAAAGGGUCAGACAGUCACAACUUUCCAUGGACAAAGCAUCAGCAAAGGAUUGCCAUCAAAUUGUUACCUGGACUUGUUGCAGGACUGUACCUGCCACAAGGACUUUAUGGUGUUGCUGAAAUAUGAAUCUCAUAAUAAUAACAGUAUACUGCUCAAUACCACCAUUAACUACACGGAGUUUAUCUUCAAGUAUCAAGAUUCAAAACCUUUGGUAAUAAUUAAUGGUACUGUCAUAAAGCCCGAUGAGCCUGUCCUGCGCAAUCUCAGAGAUACAAAUGGUAUGAUUCUUACAGUAAGACCAGACGAGAUUUCUCUGCAGUCGGAGAAGGUUGGAUUGAAGAAUCUGGUCUAUAAAGGCCAUUAUGUCAAGGUUGAGGUGACUCCUGCAAUUGGAUUGACCUGUGGUCUCUGUGAAAUGCAAGGUGGAGAAGAAGGGCAUCUCCGAACCCCAAGUGGCUAUAUGGCCAAAGACCUUGUUAGCUUUGCCCAGUCCUGGGUAGUUCCUGAUGCCUUAGACGGAACCUGCAAGCUGCAGCACUCAACAGUGACACAUGAGAAUCCAGUGCUGGUUGCAGAAGAAAAUUCCCAGUGUGUUUCCAACCAUCCCGUUUUGCAAUGCCAAGAAGGGUGCUUGCCCACCGAAACCAGUGAGAUUUCUGCUGGUUUCCACUGUAUGUCAGCUGGGACGACUUUGCCAACUGAAAUGACAAAACUUAUUGAAAAACCUGAAGACUUUGUAGACACUGUUCGAUCCCACGUGGCCUGUUCUUGUUCUCAAUGAAGCGUGUAUCUACUGCCAAUUCUCAUCUGAACCUUAACCUGUAAUAUUGUUUUAUGUGUGGCCCAGUCGAUCAUUCCUAGGCAACUGCACAUAUGUUAAUUUAAGUAUUGUAAAAGUCCCACUAAACCCAAAGAAAAAUGUCCAAUCCCUAUCCAAGCAAAGGGAUCCAUGAAUAAAACUGAUGAUUUUCUAAUAAACCCUUGCAUUCAAAAAGAAUAAUACAUUUUGUCUUCUUUAUUUAAUUUC
Messenger RNA from Anolis carolinensis (green anole), 6038 nucleotides. Its product is annotated as vitellogenin-2. The record is from RefSeq and is a predicted model, not a curated record. NCBI's taxonomy places the organism in Eukaryota, Metazoa, Chordata, Lepidosauria, Squamata, Anolidae. The transcript has 38 exons. Gene Ontology annotation, biological process: lipid transport. The coding region runs from base 111 to 5792 and encodes 1893 amino acids. Gene Ontology annotation, molecular function: lipid carrier activity; protein binding.